UUUUGCUAAAAUUUGUUUUUUUUGUGUGUGUGUGUGUGUGAAUCGUUAAAAGAUAUACCAUAUAUAUAUAUAAAUCGAAACACUAAGAUGUCUUAUAUCGGCAACGCAUCGGAUUUGGAGUGUGAAAAGAACGAGUUCCCGAGGCCGCAACGUCCGACGGGCAUCGUUACCAAAAUGGCCGCCCACAAGCUUUCGUCGGAGCCGAAGUGGGCCGAUAAACGAGAGGAUGAUUCCGAUUCCGAGGUCUCCUCGCCCGAUAAUUUCCUAACCAAAGGCGCCUUUCUACUGACACCAUCCUAUGAACUAUCCAUGGAACGAGCUGCUCUAAUUUGUGAAAAAAUGAGUUUCAAGGGAUGUUUCAGCUUGACGAAAACGGCUACAGGAAUUCUGUUUAAAUUCUCACAUCCAGAUGACUAUCAGGCGGUGUUCAAGAAGGGAUUCCACAAAGUGACCGGUGCACGUUUCUAUCGCAAACAAACAUUCUCGCGCAGUAUUGCCAUACCGUGUCGACCAAGAAAAACAUUCACGCUCUACGUGCUCGAUGUGCCCGAAGAUUUGCCUGUGGAGGACAUCAGGCAUGCGAUGUACAAGUUCGAUUCGGUUGUCGAGGUUGUCCGAUUGCACAUCUAUUCGAGUCCCAGCUUGGCCAGCAGCAGCAGCAGCGGAGGCAUCUCCGGCAGCGUCGGCCUGGACAAGGGAGGCGUUGAAGGUGAGCAGCAGCUGACGGGCAUCAGCAGCAGCCAGACUCAAAUGCAAACCCUACGUCGCGCCGCCAUACGAAGCAGCAGUGCCAAGAGCGUUAUCGGAGGAGGCGGCGGAGGGGUCGGAAUUGUGGCGGAUGCGAUUGAGAAAUCGGAGCGUCCGGAACGUCGUGAGCUGCCGCCAGCUGUUAUACGCAUCACACUGGCCUCGAUGGAUGAGUACAACAUACUGCUGCAGAACGGUCUCAAUUUCUACGAUGCCACAUUCUUUCCCACCGAGGCGAACAUCUCCCUAAAAGGCGCCAAGAUCGACUACAAGCGUCGCAUGCUUGAUGGCUCGAUACCGGGGCGUGUGCGCGAACUUUUGCCCGUAUUCGAUGCAGCUGGCUUCUGCAAGCUGCCACCGCCCACUAGCAAGCUAAUUAAGCCACCGAGGUCAUAAGUCAAAACGGCAAAAAAAAACGUUGAUGAUGAUCAUGAUGAUGAUGACAACCCCACAUGUUCCGGCUAGCUAAGCAAAAAAACAAUUCUGUAGACGGAUGGAAUCGACAACAACAACAACAACUACAUCUAUAAUCAUAUAAUAAUAAUUCCUCUUUUGGCUAAACAAAAACAAACAAAAUAAUUCCAUUUUCCAAACUCUUUUUUUUUUGUUUUUUUUCUUUUGAUCUAUUAUCAUUAAAGGCCCAUAAAAGGCUUAGCGUCUAAUUUGUUUGAUUGUCUAACAAUAAUAAAAAACAACAACAACAACAACAGAAAAAAACAAAAAUGAAGAAAAAUACUAUACAAAAAAAAAAAAAAGCAAAAA
Molecule: messenger RNA, 1509 nt
Organism: Drosophila nasuta
Lineage: Eukaryota; Metazoa; Arthropoda; Insecta; Diptera; Drosophilidae
Exons: 6
Coding region: 88-1143 (351 amino acids)
Source: RefSeq, a predicted model, not a curated record